AAUUUUGCUCGAAGAGGAGAUAGACAGACCUGCAUUUCUUUUGUUAAACGAGAAAAAGCUUAAAGAUUAUGGGUUUAAAGUAGGAUCAGUUGUAAAACUCUUGGAUUUGAUUGUGAAACUUAAUGGUGAAAAGCAGGAUGAGUCACCAAUCACUGGAAGCCAAACAAUCGCUCAAUCAUUGCAUCCAAAUUUAAAAUUAAAAGGAUCAUCAAUAGAAAAGGUUGAGUAUUGUAGUGACAAUAAUGAAAAUAACACUUAUUUACCUGAAACUGCAUCAGGGCUCCUCCGUUAUUACGAACUUUGGAAUUGUCACUAUACUAAAUGGCCAAGCCUUAACGAGUUUUCUGAAUGCCUAAGUGAUGUCAAAAAAAAUCAUAUACAUAAUCCAUUUAAAAAUGAGAAAGAUUUUAUGAAAGUU
Molecule: messenger RNA, 418 nt
Organism: Funneliformis geosporum
Lineage: Eukaryota; Fungi; Glomeromycota; Glomeromycetes; Glomerales; Glomeraceae
Source: the annotation of a GenBank genome assembly